Molecule: messenger RNA, 726 nt
Organism: Mesorhabditis belari
Lineage: Eukaryota; Metazoa; Nematoda; Chromadorea; Rhabditida; Rhabditidae
Source: the annotation of a GenBank genome assembly
AUGAAAUUGGUAGAAAUCGAAAAGUUUUGGAUUUUCGAGCCAACAAUCCUCCAACUCCAUACAAACCACCAGUUCUGCCGAUCUGAAGAGCCGGUUAGAGAAGAGGAUGUUCUCGUGUUGAUGAAAAGAACUCUGCGACUGCAAAUCUUCUCGUGGAUUCUGCUCGCUUUUUCCCUUGGAAGUCUCGGCUAUAAUUGCUUCUUGAUCGUUCUUUCAGCACAAUUGAAUGUGAAAAACGAUGAGCUACGAGGGCUGAAUGAGAAACUAGGGGAACAAGUGAAAUCCCUUUCACUGUCCGGAUGGGACCAAUCAGAGACAACCGGUCACUACUACAGGCUGAUCACUAAUGUCACCGCGUGUCAAGCGUUCGCCGAAUGCAGAGCGCGCGGCGGCUUUUUAGCUUCGAUUCACUCUGAUGAAGAAAAUCGAGUUGCUAAUGACUUCUUACGGACAGGUCACUAUGCCACCAGUGGAAUCUACGAGGGAGUAUUUGUCGGCGCAAAACGGACGGGUGGUCUUGGCGUCGGUGAGUGGGUAUGGUUGGACGGAACACCCUGGAAUUACACAAUGUGGAGGAAAGGAGAGCCGAGUUUCGCGCACACUCAAGAGAAUUGUCUACAGCUGAAUGUUGACCUCGACGCUAACCCGGCUGUUGAGGCGAGAUGGAGUGCUGUUUCUUGUGAUAUCUCAUUUCGAGUGGCCCUCUGUCAGAAAAACAACUCUUUG